Cryptococcus wingfieldii CBS 7118 is the source of this 1071-nucleotide messenger RNA. RefSeq lists its product as hypothetical. Lineage: Eukaryota; Fungi; Basidiomycota; Tremellomycetes; Tremellales; Cryptococcaceae. Bases 1 to 1071 code for a protein of 356 amino acids. The transcript has 12 exons. The record is from RefSeq and is a predicted model, not a curated record.
AUGGCCACCAACACCCUCUUUGCCCAGCAGACCGGCGAGAUCGGUGGCUACAACGAGACCAUGGCAGCCGCCGCCUUCGAGAGCCAAGCCCUCUUCUUGCUCAAAUGCCAGUAUGCUUCUCUUGUCAUAGAAACAUUCUUGGCCGGUGUACUCGUCAUGCAGCUGUUUACCUACUUUCAGUACCAGAAAACAGACAAGCUCUGGACAAAGGCGGUUGUUGUUUGGUCUGCCGUUUGGACCAUGGUCAUCACGGUCUACUACUGGGUAUACCUGAGCUACCUGUUUGUGGACAACUUUGGCCUGUGGCUGCCUUGGCUUGAAGUCAGGUGGCUCGCCAAGAUGCCCUUGUUUGAUGUCCUCGCCGUUAUCCCCGUCCAAGGGUUCUUUGCCUACCGAGCAUACUUGUUGAUGAAUCGAAACAAGAUCCUCCUCGGCGUCCUUGAGACAUUGUUUGGUGCUACAGCCAGUGGCCCAACGCUUAUCAGUAAGUGUCUCCCCGUCUCUCCUCAGCUGUUGUUGAUGAUUUCAGCCUGGACCGCUGUCACCACCGGCGCCGAUGUCAUCAUUGCCGGUUGUAUCCUUGCUGGUCUGCUCCGUUCCAAGACUGGAUGGGCUCAUACCGACAAGCUGGUAUCUAAACUGGUCCGCAUGACUUUCGAAGCUCAACUUCCCCCCACAUUCCUUGCCCUCGCGUAUUGUAUUGAAUGGUCCCAAACACCCUCCUCCCUCUUGGGAGCAGUAUUUCAAGCUCUCCAGAGUCCCUGCUACAUGAUCGGUCUGCUGUUUACUCUCAACUCCCGUAUCGCUUUUACGACUGUUGACAAUGACAAUCGAAGUCAGCAGACACCACAAGUAUUUGGCAUGAGUAACAUCAACAACACCCGCCGCCCGACCGAUGGCAUUCAGGUGGAAGUUCAGACUUAUGUUCAUGACGACCAGCCGUAUGAGUACAACCACGACAAGAAAGGUCAAUCCAAAGCCGAUUCAUUGUCUGACGGGGACACUGAGAGAGGUGUGGUGUUUGAGAACGGCAGUAGGGCUCACUUGACUGCUGGAUCUAAUGCUGUUUAG